Messenger RNA from Aphanomyces invadans, 2801 nucleotides. RefSeq lists its product as hypothetical. Bases 91 to 2652 code for a protein of 853 amino acids. NCBI's taxonomy places the organism in Eukaryota, Oomycota, Saprolegniomycetes, Saprolegniales, Verrucalvaceae. The record is from RefSeq and is a predicted model, not a curated record. The transcript is spliced from 5 exons.
CGGUAUCCGGAUGUACCGGAUACCCUCUUUUCCACUUCAACGGGUUCCCACAACAACUGGUGCAUCUGACCGUGCUGUGCGACUUCCGCCAUGGAUACUGCGUCGUUCUUCGACGGCAUCAAGCGUGAGACGAACGAACAAGUGCCACCAACGCCCCAUAUUCUCCCUGGUGCGACGAAAGUGCCUCGAGCUCCGCUGACCAAGUCGGACGUCGAGUUUGCGGAAUACAAAGACGACGUGGCUGGUCCGGGCAACACGGGUGGGUACAUUGCAUUCGAGGAAAUCGAGCAGUUCCGGCCGUAUCAAGAAGCAGAAAAGUGCCCACUGCACAAUCAGAUCAGGAUUGACCGCAUGGUCCAAGAACUCCCGCGCGUGCUGGCGGAAAAGUCGUUCGAGCUCGGUGUAUGCUACAUGAUCGACAUUGUCAAAGAAUUCAAUCCCCGCCCGUUCACUCCCGUGCAAUGGCGAGCGCUCAAAAGCAACCGAAUUGCAAACAAGCGGUUGCUUGAAUACACCCGCGUGGGUCUCAAACACCCCCAGGAGACCAUAGUCGAGUAUGUUGGUGUGUACUGCCACAUGUUCUUCUCGCACCGACAACGCAUGCCCCAAUCGUACCUGAACAUGCGGGUGGCCUUGGAAAACUUUGCCGAGCAUCGAAGUACCCAACCACGUAUGGAUGGCCCUACCGUCGGGCACCUGGCGUGGGCAUAUCGGACCCAUCAGGCGUACGUGCGGCCUCAGGUCUCGCUUCCGAUCGUUCCAGCCGACGUCAAGAUGACGAUGCCUCCCUCAAGCAGACACGACGUAGACCAGAAAGUGCCCAUGCCGACAUUAAAGCGGCAGCGUGAGGAUUCGGCGGAGCGGCCACGAAAGCGCAGUCGAUCGCAUGAUCGUAAUGCAAGAUCGUGGACGAACCGGUCGGAAGAACGAAAUUCAAACACCUCGCAUUCGGCGCGACUUGGGUCGACGUCGAUGCGGUUUGACAGGUUGCAAACCAAAGAACGAAUGUCGCGAGAUGAUCAUGUGCGAUCUCGAUCGCGUGAGCGGGCUGAAAACGUGCGGCCAGCUCGACGUCGGUCAAGGCCACGCAAACGACUCAGCGGCUGUCGAGAACCAGACGACAACCGGCGAUCAGCGGAGCGAGAAGGGCACGGACCUGAAGCAUCUCACACCCAACGACACAAUUUGCUGCCGGCGAGAAAUGAUGGGGCGAAAUUCAUCCCGGACCAAGGUAGUCAGCAAACACUUGACAAGUCUUCGCAAGACAAACGGUCGUGUGCUUCUACCCGUCAACGACCCCACGGGGAAGCAGUCGAGCCCGACGACAGAAGUGCAUGUCCUGAAAACAUGGCACCGACAAGUUUUUUGUCGCCGCCAGCAACACAGAUCGAACGACCUGUCGUCAAUGUGGUGCACGCAUCUCCCAGUCCGAGCAUUCCACUCCAACUCCCUGCGCUAGACAUGCGACCGAGCCCCGUCGCUGACGUGGCGUACGCAUUCACUGUCGAGUCGCUAAACAUCGACGCCGUGACAACACCAAUUCAAUAUGCAGCCCCUAUCCACGACCAUAUCACGCCGCCCACUCAAGGAUCACAGAUGCGGACGCCAUUGUCUUUGCCCAGCACAACAAGCGCAAUGAUGCUGUCCAAAGCGACCGUCAACGCACAACCACCCGUCCAGUCUUGCGACACAGCCGUUGCGUCCACUGCGACUUUGAAAGUAGACUUCAAACUGGAGCCCAUGCAAUCGCGUAAAAUCGCUCGACUUCCAACCGACGCUGCCGCAACAGUGUGUUUGGAAGACUCUGCAGCACCCAUGCAAACGGCGUCAAGUGAAUGGAGUGUGAAAAAAGAACCAGUGGCCACCGUGGUCGAGGCGACUCGUUCGAAAAGAGCUAUCCCUGCCGCCGCCGCCUCACAAGCAUCUCCAUUGCAGACGUCUGAACAAGGUGUUCCAGAGGUGAAGAUAAAGGUCGAGCCGGGAGUAUGUCUUGACGACACGUCGAGUACAACUCGUAUGGAGGAACGAGCUGCGGAUGAGCGAUCAUUGCUCGAACUCACCCAUGUGCGGGGUGAUCCUAUCGAUUUCCCAGUUGUUGGACCAGACGCAAACGCUUCAAUCCCUUCUACAAAUGCAACUGCUGUCUCUGUUGGCAUGGCAUUUCCCCCAUUGGACGCCAAAAACUUGACUAGAGAAGUCGACGACCUUCGCGAAUGGCUGAGCCAAUGGCAGGCAUUGCAAGGCGGGCAAUUCGAGGACUCGACUAGCGUGACCACUGCUGGCGCAUAUCGGGAGCUCAUUGCGACGUUGAAUGCCAAGGUUACGGCGCUUCAUCGGCAUGGGUUCGAGUUCAGUCAGGCAUCAAUGGCGCACAUUCCCACAAGUCUACGUAAUUUCAUGGGAAGUGUGGCGUGGGCCCAGGGGCCCGGUUGCACUCCAUGGCCAGCGGUGUGGUUUGGAGCCGACAUGGUGUACCUGUUUGCGCUACAUGAGUGGCACACGGUCCAACCAGACACUGUUCGCGAAUGGUCGGGCCCUCACUUCGACGCGUGUGCCGCUGGUCCAGUCAAACCAGCGCUGAGAAAAUCUUUCGACGACGCCAUGACGGAAGCUGUGGACUUUAUUGCUUCGACCCAACCAUUGGAAGUGUAGCAGGCACACGAUGGAGACAUAUUCCUCAUGGCUAGAUUCUGGCACAUUGUUCGGCUUGUGCAGCAUUUCGGCAAUCAGAUGUCCUUUGAAGCGCAGUAAUUAUGAGCAUGACCUGUUGUAUUCAAAAGCUAUUGAAUGCUGCACGAAGA